Messenger RNA from Oncorhynchus tshawytscha (Chinook salmon), 3784 nucleotides. RefSeq names its product ewing's tumor-associated antigen 1 homolog. Bases 776 to 2542 code for a protein of 588 amino acids. The record is from RefSeq and is a predicted model, not a curated record. The transcript has 4 exons. NCBI's taxonomy places the organism in Eukaryota, Metazoa, Chordata, Actinopteri, Salmoniformes, Salmonidae.
AGGCCCUCGAACAAAACUACUUUCUGAAACGGAAGUGGAACUGAAUCAUGGGAACAACAUGGCGGAAUGUUUGAAUCUCUGAUGUUGUUCCAAAACAACGUGUCUACAUUUCGCUAUUACACGAUGUAGCUAAAGACAUUCUGGUACCUACACAUCUUUAUAUCAAGUUCCAUUAUAAAUGCCAGUUACUAUACCUGCGAACAAUAUGACAGAAUGGCGAACAUGUGAUACGCCCGCGUCGGGAAUGACAGCUGGUUCAGACGAGAGCAAGCAAGGUGGAGGGAAACCGAAAACAAACAGACUGAGAAGAAGCCUCAAACAAACGCAGGCAAAUCCAUCUCUCAUUGUUUCUCCAAAAACCUGUCAAGAUUUCAAGAAGCCAACUCGUGUGACAAGAUCAAGAUACAACAAUGUAUUCAACAAAGGAGAGUCGCCAAUGAAUGAAUCAGAACUUCAACAGGAUAUCGUUUGGGAUGCAACUUCCCCUUCACCCCUUAGGACAGGCAAUUAUAUUUACAUGUCAAUAUAACUCUGCAUGUUGCCAGGCUAAGCAGUGAUAAUACAUUUUUAAAGUUUACCUCACCUUAUCUGUCUUAACUUUUUUUCAUGUUCCUUCUUAGUUAGCAAAAGAGGCAAGAAAUACUCUGCAAAUGUUGGAAUUGUGGACAUUUCCGAUAUUGUCAACAGAAUAGCUCCCAAGCAUGGGAGACCUGUAGUUCCAGAGUCAUCCUUGCUCCAGUGGGUUGGAGACAGUGCUAUUCCCUGCACCCCAGAGAUGCAGCAGCCCAGGGCCAAGAAGAAAUCCCCAAGGACAAAUGGAGUGGACGACCUUUUAAAGUUGGCGAAACAGUUUGAUUUCAACAUGUUUCGGCAAGACGAAGAACGAGUCAAUGAUAUGCACAAGCAGAGUUUGACGCUUUGGAGGACAGACUCGGAGGUCAUAUUGGAUUUAGAUGGCAACGAGAACCAGCCUCCUCCCUUACUGAGUAAUGGCACACCUGAAAGUACACAGUCCGCCCUUAAAACAAACAGCAUGAGAAACUCCAAAGACCAGAUACCUCCUGACCAUGAGAUGGAAGAUGAUUUGGAUUUUUUAUUUGAUGGACCUACUCAACACAUAAGUCUGAACUUAAGUCAGAAUUCAUUGCCUCAGUCCUUGGAGGUGAAGACUGUGCCCACUAUGUCCUCCAAAGUAAUUCCUGGAAAAUAUCCUUAUUCCAUACAUGGCCACACUUCGACCGUCUCCUCAUCGCAUCCUGUCAAAAGAUGCUCAGCAAAUAAUAACUUUGACGACGACUGGGAAAAUGACGAUUUGCUGGAUGACUCGCUGGUAUUUGAGAUGACCCAAAACCCAGACCCCUUUGCCGCUCCUAAUCAUUGUUCGACCCAAAAAGGGUCGAAUGAAACAAAACAUGAAAACAACAACCCCUCAGCCAUUCCCAAAAAUGCUCUUCAAGGAAGUAGAGACAUAAAACCAGCGGUGUCUAAAGGACAGAAUGAAACUGUGAAAAACAGAAAAACAUUCACGCUUGAAGCAAAUCCUAAUAAUGUACAAUCAAAAAGUAUCCUCUCAGAGGCAUUACCAAAAGUAGGGAAUGUCCCCGAAACUGUCAAACCAGCGCCACAUAGGAACGUACGGCAAAACCAACCAGGUCUCUUUCCAAUCAACAAAGCUCUGUCAAUGGAGUCCAGUUACCAACUUAGCCAGCAAACACAGCGCCUGUCUAAUGGAAUAAAGACUUGGCCGCAGGUGCCUCUUUUUCAAAGUACAUCGAUCUCAACCAGCUCAAGCCCAUCAAACUUCACCAACUCUUAUUCAAUGUGGCCCCUUCAGGUUGAGAAUAGCUCUUACCACAAGCCCACAGAGAACAGCAAUAUGAAGGGAACAGUUUUCAUCAAGGCCCCAGCUAGCCACAGCGUCAUCCCAGAGGACGACUUGGACUCUCUCUUUGCUUCUGACUCCAUCUGGGAUGACAAAGACGAUGAUCUAUUGUGCCAAGCAUGUGAUCACCUGGAAAGCCAGGUACAGAGCAUGGAGGUCCCUGUUAUCACACGCUCCCAAUUCCUGCCCAGUAAUCAGACAGAAAGACAGAAGUUUGUCCCUGUCUCUGCGCCUUUGAAUAGCAGCAGAUACAAUGUAAAUCAAACGACUGAGACCACACAAUCCAAAUAUCCCAACAAUUCAGUUUAUUUACAAUCGGCCCCCUGGAACGGUAGCACUUUCACCCACUCUCUCAAUACCAACAAAGUACCUGUUACUGUGGUCUCUGGUUCUGAAAGACCGAGUUACAUUGCCUCAGCUGGAAAUGCUGGCACUAACUCCACGUAUAGGCCACAGAACCCUGCAGCAGGAGAAGGGUCAUACGAAAGUACUCGGGUCAAAAGCACUUGUGUAGCUGGGAGCACAGCUAAUCAACAAGGCACUGGGAGUGAAGCAGCUGGGAAAUGUUCUGUGGUGGAGAUUGAACUGAAGAAACAGCAGGCCAUGGAGAGGAGACGGCAACGGAUGCAGACGGCCCACAUCCUAAGGGCUCCAACCUGAGGCUGGUACAGUGCACAUAUACAAGAAGAUUCCGAAUCAUAGAUGGACAGUGUUUGCUUACUCUAAACGUUGCCUUGUGCUAGACUGACCAUACAGAGCUCUUGAAAGUAGACUUACUAUAGAGUUGUUGUAGCCUCGUACUACCAUCCUGAUCUCGUAGCAAAACAGAAUGUAAGCUCGCUAGUCCAGGAUGGUUGUACGAGGCUAGAGCUGCCGUGCCUUUGUCUGUUUUCCAACUCAUAAUUUACAUCACUCAAUCCAUUUCUGAAUAAGAUUUUAAUCGUUUUAAUAUAAAUGUUCUUAUUUACAUUAAUCUAUUAACUGUUAACAAAGUAACUUAAAAAAAUAAAUAAACAAUAACCUAUUUUCAGGGAGUAUGUUACCAGUUGUGUUUGCAGAAUAGGUUAAGCUUGUCCUGUCACUUUUUCAUAUUCAUUAUAUCAGUUUUGUAAAUUACCAUAGCAUUACAGCAUGAGCGGUUUUCUGAUUAAAAACACGAGUCUUGUGCUGUCAGAAAAACUCAUGUUUCUAUAUUAUGUUUAUCUGUCUUUUACUACUUCUUUUUUUCAUUGUUUAUAUGUUUGUCAUUUGCACAAUAAUGAAACUGCCUCAAAAGAUGACACACGGAUAUUAAAGUUGCGAAAGGAUUCCCACCCACCCUUUCCAGACAAUACUAUAUUGUGUACAGCAGUGACAUCUAGUGCCCUUUUGUUUCUGUGUCAUGUAGGGUCACUCUUUAGCAGACCAUAAUUUAUUUUUGUGGAAUACAACAGAGCUACUGUCACGAAGCACAAAAUAACCAGUUUGAUGCAACAGUCAACACAGUACGAAGAGCUCCUUUAGGACCAGCACACACAGUAAUGAGUAGUGAUUUCAAAAGAAAUGGUCUACGUCCCAAACGGCACCCUAUUCCCUGUGUAGUGCACUACUUUUGACCAGGGCCUAUAGGGAACUAAAUAGGGAGUAGGGUGCCAUUUAGGAUGCACACAUUGUUUAAGCCUUGUUUAUACCUGGUGCUAACAUCUAUCCUUUCUCUUGAUCCUAUCCACAUUCUGAUUAUGCCCACAUAGCCGUUACGUCUACACAUGGCAGUAAAAUGUGUAUCUUUUCUGUCCAUAUUGUGACCAGAUAUCCUGGUCCCUCCCUGUAUGCACAUUUUUUGACAGAUAUUCUUUAAAAAUUAUGUUAAUUUAUUAAUUUUAAGAUAAUUGAUGCAAUAAGUCAAUGGUGCUACCUGCCAAU